Molecule: messenger RNA, 825 nt
Organism: Aspergillus fischeri NRRL 181
Lineage: Eukaryota; Fungi; Ascomycota; Eurotiomycetes; Eurotiales; Aspergillaceae
Product: actin-related protein 2/3 complex subunit 4 family protein
Exons: 5
Coding region: 1-825 (274 amino acids)
Biological process (GO): Arp2/3 complex-mediated actin nucleation; actin filament polymerization
Cellular component (GO): actin cytoskeleton; Arp2/3 protein complex
Molecular function (GO): actin filament binding
Source: RefSeq, a predicted model, not a curated record
AUGAGCUUACUUGAUAGAUUGCUGGGUGAGUGGCGCAUAAUCAACGGCAUAAUCAACGGAGGUGACAGAGGUGACUCCAAAGAAGCGUGGGGCGGGAGUUACAAACAAGACAAACAACGCAAACAACCACAUACGACAUCACCGCCCAAGCAGCCGUGCGGGAUGUCGUCGGCUCCUGAAGUCGACUGCCUAGUACAUGUGCUUGAACUUGGAGUGGGGUCCAGCAACAGUGACGUGGAAUCACCAUACCUCGCAUCUCCAUUAUGGUGGGCCGUACCCUUUCAACACCUGGCGAAACUGAUAUUAAUCAUCUGGCAGUCUCAAUCACUGCGCCCGUACCUUCAAUGCGUUCGGUCCUCGCUUACCGCUGCUCUUGCGAUCUCGAACUUCGCCUCGCAAACCUCCGAAAGACAUAAUGUCCCUGAAAUUGAGGCUCAGAGCUCCCCGGAACUGCUCCUCAACCCCCUCACAAUUUCUCGCAAUGAGAAUGAAAAGGUCCUGAUUGAGCCCAGCGUAAACAGUGUGCGCGUGAGCAUCAGAAUUAAGCAAGCAGAUGAAAUUGAACAUAUCCUGGUCCACAAGUUUACCAGAUUCUUGACGCAACGAGCAGAAUCCUUCUUCAUCUUGCGGAGGAAACCGGUCAAGGGAUACGACAUCUCGUUCCUGAUCACGAACUUCCAUACAGAAGCUAUGUUGAAGCAUAAGCUGGUCGACUUUAUCAUUCAAUUCAUGGAGGAAGUGGAUAAGGAGAUAUCUGAGAUGAAGCUCUUCUUGAAUGCCCGUGCUCGAUUUGUCGCCGAGUCUUUCUUGACACCAUUUGACUAA